Messenger RNA from Polyodon spathula (Mississippi paddlefish), 1124 nucleotides. RefSeq names its product Krueppel-like factor 16. Gene Ontology annotation, molecular function: DNA-binding transcription factor activity, RNA polymerase II-specific; RNA polymerase II cis-regulatory region sequence-specific DNA binding. The transcript has 2 exons. Lineage: Eukaryota; Metazoa; Chordata; Actinopteri; Acipenseriformes; Polyodontidae. Gene Ontology annotation, biological process: regulation of transcription by RNA polymerase II. The record is from RefSeq and is a predicted model, not a curated record. Bases 1 to 297 code for a protein of 98 amino acids.
AUGUUAAUGAAGGAUUUUUUUUUAGGAGAGCGCCCUUUCCCGUGCACCUGGCCGGCCUGUACCAAGAAGUUUGCCCGUUCGGACGAGCUUGCCCGACACACGCGCACCCACACCGGGGAGAAGAAGUUCCCGUGCCCGCUGUGCGAGAAACGCUUCAUGCGGAGCGACCACCUGAUCAAGCACGCCCGCCGCCACCCCCACUUCCACCCCAACAUGAUCCCCCGGGCCGGCAGCCGCAGCAUAUCCCCCACGGGCUCCCUGCCCAGCCCCCUGCCCAGCCCCACCGCCUUCCUGUAGGCAAGACCCAGCCCCUCCACAUAGCAGACUGGAGCCCUUCAAGAACAUCACCCAUGGUCCACCUAGAAAACACAUUUAAAAGAAGCAGCAGCGUGUUUGAAAUGCAUUUCCCCCCUUUGAGCAAUACUGUGUGUGCGGGGUCUGCUGAAACCCCUGUAAAGUUUAUUAGCAAACCCCCUUUCUUAUCCCUGGUAUGUGGGAUGUACAAGUGUACUAGACAGCUGGAUGUAAAUCUAGGUAGUGGUCAUCUAGCGCAAGCUCUGGUACCAGAAGUUCCCCUUGCAGAGCGCUUCCUCUUAUAUUGGCAGGGAUUGGUUGACCAGAGCUUUCUGGUUUGUGUUGUCCAAUCCGGUUCAAACAGAGAUCUGCAAUCUUUAUACUUGAUCUAAAACCGCUUGUAAAUAUGAUUGCAGGGCUCUCUCGUACCCUGGGUCUUCAGUGGGACUCCACAGUAUAGAAAUCCGGUCCGUUCGGAUUGCAUCCUGAGUAACGGACAUACAUUCACGCUCGGCCUCUCCGCUCCCAAUUUGGUUGAAAUGUUUUUCUGCAUGCAACUAGUUUUUAAAGUUAGAAAAAAAAGGAAGCAGCGAUGUCUUGCAAUCUCAGGCGCUGUGCUGGCUUUGUUAAAUUUUGUAGUUGAAUUAUUGGCACUAGCUUAUCCCCACUCUCUCGUGGGAUAGACGUCACUGAGACUGGUAGAGUGCCACCCCUCUGGUCAAGCUAUUGGGUCAUUUCAGAUCAAAGGGUUGGGGGGGUGGUCCUGCAGCCUUUUCAACAGAAACUGAACCUUGAGUGAGACUGUGCAGUAAGCCUGAGGGAGGGGCGGC